This is a messenger RNA of Pristis pectinata (smalltooth sawfish), 4325 nucleotides long. RefSeq names its product phosphatase and actin regulator 1 (gene phactr1). The record is from RefSeq and is a predicted model, not a curated record. Gene Ontology annotation, biological process: stress fiber assembly; cell motility. Lineage: Eukaryota; Metazoa; Chordata; Chondrichthyes; Rhinopristiformes; Pristidae. The transcript has 14 exons. Gene Ontology annotation, molecular function: actin binding. The coding region runs from base 133 to 2106 and encodes 657 amino acids.
GCCAACGCGCUGUGCGUGCCCUUCAGUUUAUCUAAAUUUGGAUUGCUUCAAGUCAGAAGGGUCACCACAAGUAGACCGGGGUCUCGUCUCCUGAUCUCCUUGUGAUGCAGUUCGCUGCUAAUCUUUUAGCCUAUGGAUGGCUUGUUCUGCUUGCACAGAACGGCUCACACCUCCUGCUGUAGAGAAAGACCAGUGCACGGAAUGAGUGAGGAGAAGCCCAAGAAGAGGACCCUUUACUUCAUGAGGAUGAAGCCACUGAAAGAGCCUGUGAACCACAGUGUUUCCUUUGUAAUUCAGUGCCACAUAGGCAAGGAGAUCAAACACAUUUGCAGCAACUGUAGCCGUGGAGAGGGAGCUAAAGAUGCUGAAGAAGUAGAGAGGCUGGCUGCAAUGCGUUCCGAGUCACUGGUCCCAGGGACACACACACCGCCCAUCCGGAGAAGGAGCAAGCUUGCAACACUAGGGAGGCUGUUCAAGCCGUGGAAAUGGAGAAAGAAGAAAAGCGAAAAGUUCAAACAGACAUCUGCAGCUCUGGAAAGGAAGAUUUCCACUCGGCAGAGCAGGGAGGAGCUGAUUAAACGAGGUGUGCUGAAGGAGAUUUUCGAAAAAGAUGGAGAUGCUCCCGUACACAAUGAAGAGGAGGUAGUAGAGAAUGGCCAGGUCCGGACAUCACAGCUGGAGGAAGGGGAGCCUGAGCCAGAACUGGGUGAAGCCAUAGCAGAUGACUCAGUCCCGUGUACAGAGUCAGCAGACAAACCAGCUGCUGAAGAUAGUCCCACUGAUGGUAGAGCAGGAGUAACUGAGCAGGACUCAUCAGCUAAACCAGUCCUCUUACUUCCCGCUAAGAAGUCUGUAGCUUUCCACUGUGACAGUAAUGAAACACCUGCCAAACAACAGUCCCAUCCGAAGCAGCCCCCUGCCCUGCCUCCGAAGCCACUGACAAGGAUCGCCCAUCACCUGGCUGGUUUCCCCACCGCCUACACCAUUCCUCGGCUGAGAAGACAGACUGACAGGCAGGCAGCCUUCUCCCAUGACUCUGCCCUUUGCACUUCCAAGAGACCGGUGGGGCACAUGAGAGCGAUCCGGGAUGCUGGCCAACCUGUGAAGCUGCCUUGUAUGCCACCUGUGAGGUUGUCGCCCCCUCUACCGCCAAAGAAAGUGAUGAUAUGUAUUCCGCCACAGGCGGCCGACACACCACCCAAUUCCUAUUCUGCGGCGCAGAAAAUCACCCAGCAGCCUUCCCAGCUACAGUACGGAGGUUCCCAUUCCUCGGCCUUAUCCGGUGGGAUGCCUAUCCACCCUGCAGUACCCACGAGCAAGGUGAUAGAAGAACUCAACAAGACGCUGGCCUUGACGAUGCAGAGGCUGGAAAGUUCAGGACUGCAUACAGGAGAGAGUGGGACAAAAACAGGAAAAAGCAAUACUCUCGACAUCCGACAAGUGCCAACAGUGGUGGUUGAUUACGACGAUGAUAAAGAAAAUGUGCCUAAUGAAUCGGACUAUGAGGACACUUUCAGUAUGCACGGGGAGGAAGAUGAGGAGGAUGAGGGGGAUAAUGAUGAUGACGACGAUGAUGACGACGAUAAUUUUUUCACAAGCUCGUUAGCAUUAAAAGUUUGCAGGAAAGACUCCCUGGCCAUUAAACUCAGCAACAGACCAUCAAAGCGUGAAUUGGAGGAGAAGAAUAUCAUUCCAAUGCAGACUGACGAAGAGAGGCUUGAAAUGAGGCAACAAAUUGGCACAAAGCUGACAAGGCGAUUAAGCCAGAGGCCAACUGCAGAGGAACUGGAACAAAGGAACAUCCUGAAACCAAGAAACGAACAAGAAGAAGAAGAGGAAAAGCGAGAAAUUAAAAGACGGCUAACACGGAAGCUUAGCCAAAGGCCUACUGUGGAGGAAUUGAGGGAGAGAAAAAUCCUUAUCCGUUUCAGUGACUAUGUGGAGGUGGCUGAGGCCCAGGACUAUGACAGACGUGCUGACAAGCCGUGGACAAGGCUGACAGCUGCUGACAAAGCUGCUAUUCGUAAAGAACUGAAUGAAUUCAAGAGUACUGAAAUGGAGGUGCAUGAAUUAAGCAGGCAUCUAACAAGGUUUCACAGGCCCUAGCCAUUAACAGUGCAGAACCACAGUGAGUCUUACAAAAACCUGAAGUGCUAGGACUGUACAGGUACCUAUUAAUCCCAACUGGGACAGAACUCUUCUAAUUGCCUUUGUGUGUCGGAUAUGUCCUGUAAUGGAUACUUUCCAAUUGUCUACCAAUCUACUCACCUUCAAGAGUCGUCAUGUCCUUCCAGGGAUUUGAUCAGAUGUACCACAUCCAUGAGCUGAUGUUGUAUUUAGACAUCUAGUACUGUCAUUCACUGUUGUCUCGUUCUCUCUUGUUAUUUAUUGCACUGGGUGGUGCAUAAGGGUGAAAUCCCCAUCUAUAGUAUGCUUAAUGCCAUUAUGUCUGUGAUGGAGGUGAGACAGCACACUGCAGUUAAUUCUCCAAAAGAGCUCCAUAAAGUUCCCUUCGGUUAAUAUUACUGAACUUUUACCACACUAUUGCUUUGUGACCUUAACUGAGGCAACGGCAUCCAGUUUAUCAGGCACUGGCUGGAACUAGAGGGAGAAGUUAUCUCUGAUAAAUAUUCUUCAUUCAGCAGGUCGGUGGGAAGGGGUUUACCCUGCACUAUAUGUAGCAGAUAUAUUUAUUAUAAAAUAUAAAAUAAAAUGACACAUAAUAUUAACAAUAAGCAGCAAUGUCAAAACUGUAUCAAUAACAAGCAAAAAUGCAGUUAACGAUGAUCUGAUUGGAUGGAGCACAGGUAACAGACCACUGUAGUUUGUUUAAGGACGUUCCUGCAAAUGGUUAAAUGAAGGGUUUCUUCAUUGCACAGAUUGUAUAUAUUGAGUUUUGCAUAUGCAAGAAGCUUCUUCCACAUCCAGUUUGUUGGUCUAGCAGAAUAAAUAUAUUACACUUCCAGAUUACAAACUUUCAGAUAUUAGGUAAGAAUAAUGCUAACGAAUCAAGUCCAAUAUUCAAUCAAAGCCUAUUAUAGCAUCUUGCAGCAAUGAUUUUAUCCAAGUCAUUUGAGCAUUGUGCUGCAUGUUAGAUUGGAUUAUGGAAAGGUUAAAUAAGCAUCUCUUUAGUUUGAGAAAGUAUAUAUUGUAAGAUAUUGAAAGAAAAGGCCUGUAACUUGAUGAUGAUAAUUUGUAUGAUAUGUUACACAUAUGGCUGCAUUUUUCAAGAAAGACUUUCUACCCAUAAUCGAGUGCACUAUUUUGUGCAGGAAAGUAAGUGAAUGGCAGUGUAAGUCAAAUGAGCCAUCCGUUUGUGUACAGUGAGGAAUGAGUGUGACUGUGUACCAACCCAGGCAAUAUGUGUGAGUGGGAUGCCGUUACCAGGCAAUACAUCCCUCCAUGGAAUAUUUUCUAAAGUGAUCAUUAUUCUGAAGUUCAGCAUCCAGGAUAUAUGUGCUCAAUUAAUCUAAUAUUCUCAACCUUCAUGUACCAGUUUGAUUUUAGAUAAUGUGGCUGUAUCAAUCAGAGGCCUUGGUUCUUAAACUACACCUAAUUCUAUUACAAAGUCAUGAUUUGGCUUUGAACAUUUAGAAGACAAUGAUGUUAUUCUAUUUUUUUUAUGAUUUCUGUUAAUAGAAAAGGAAUCUCUAACAAUGGCCUCAGUAGAAUUACAAGGGAUGGAAAUCUUGCCAUUAACUUUAAGAGAGUCUUUAAACUACUGUUGCCCAUUAACCAAAUAUUACCAUUACCAUUUUUGUUUUUAAUUUUUUCUCCCAGCAUUUUAACCAGACCUACUGAAAAAUUCAUAUAGGUACUGUUGAUGUUUUACUCCUUCAUACUGGAGCUUUAACCAUUCUUUUUUGUGUGUGUAUUAGCUAAACCAUUCAGAGUCUUUGCUGCCCAGUUAAGUCUCCAAUUCCUCCAUGUUUCAAAUGGUCUGAACAAACUGUGUGAAUUAAUGUGAAUGUUGAAUACCUGUACAUAGUUGUCUUUGUAAAGGAGUGGAAGUUGUGACUGUUCCCCCGUGCUCUUCCAGUACUGUACAAUUAAAACAAAAUUGAUGUAUGAAAACUUGUAAAUAACCAUAAAAAACGUUUGACUCUCUAAUAUGGUUUGCUCCAGGCUUUGCCAUCUGUACAUACUGAAUUUGCAUGUUAUUGUAUAACUUAAAUUACUGUCUACAAGUUUGUUUCAAAUGAUGUAUACAGUUUCUUAAAACUAAAUUUUAUUUAAAAAAAGUUUUUUAGUCGUUGGCAUUCAACAACUGUUUUUACACAAAAGGGGCUUCAAUUUAAAUAGUUUGGUUAAAUCUAAUUUUGCUA